Olea europaea var. sylvestris is the source of this 1144-nucleotide messenger RNA. RefSeq names its product dof zinc finger protein DOF3.5-like. Gene Ontology annotation, molecular function: DNA-binding transcription factor activity; DNA binding. Lineage: Eukaryota; Viridiplantae; Streptophyta; Magnoliopsida; Lamiales; Oleaceae. The record is from RefSeq and is a predicted model, not a curated record. Bases 81 to 944 code for a protein of 287 amino acids. Gene Ontology annotation, biological process: regulation of DNA-templated transcription. The transcript has a single exon.
AUCUAUUCGAUACAUAUAUUCUCUCCUAUACCAACAAUAUCUAAAUCUUGAAUCUCCAUCUCUAUUACAAGAUUUCCAACAUGUUAUUUAGUAAUACUUGUGAAUAUCCUAUGAUGGACUCCUUACCUAGGCCAUUGAUCGUGGAUGGAACAAAAUGGAGGUCGAAAAAUGUCGAGAUAGCUCCAAAUUGUCCGAGGUGUGCCUCGACCAACACGAAAUUCUGCUACUACAACAACUAUAGUUUGUCACAACCUAGGUACUUCUGCAAAGGCUGCAGAAGGUACUGGACUAAGGGUGGAUCAUUGAGGAAUGUGCCGUUUGGCGGUGGUUGCCGAAAAAGCAGGCGGGUGAAGGCAGCAAGGCCGGUGGAGUGCGGUGGUGCAAAUUAUGUCGAUCGAGGUCCUAGUCCGACAGGUGAUCAAUGCGUGGAUAUUGAUUUGGCCGCAGUUUUCGCGAAUUAUUUGAACCAAAAUGUGGAAAAUAAUGAGAAAUGUGGUGGUGAGGAGUCUUCUAGUCCUGGAGCUAGUUGUGCAUCAUCAUCUGAAGUUCAAGCAAGUUCUUUGGACAUUGAUAUACAACUAGAAGAUCCUUUAUUUGAGUAUCAAAAGCCCGUUGAGCCCGUAGAUUUCAUAGAUGCCGCUCAGUUUCAAGGAGUGCUAAUUACUGAUCAUGUCUCCAAUAUUCAUGAAGAAAAUGUUCAAAAAUUCAUGGAUCAUGAUCCUUAUGAUUUCAAGUUGCAAACUAUGCUUGGAGAUGAAUUAGGGCCUGAAAUUUGGUCUGAUAGCCCGAAUUUGCCAAAUUUUCAAUGCCAAUUACCUAUGCUGCAGUUUCGUGAUUUUGAAGUAUUUUCUCCAAAUGAUCAAUUAAGAAUUUCUGCAAAUCUUGACGGCAAUUAUUGGGGCUCAUUUGAUCUGUCUGGUUAUGAAUUGUUUUCCGGGCCUUGACUCCAGAACAUUUUUUCAUUUUUGGUUUUUGGCUGAAGGGGAUUGCUACUAGUCAUGGAAGUUAAUUGUCAUAAUUAUAUAUAUGAAAAGGGUUUGUCAUGAUACUUAUUCAAUUAUAAUUACAUACUAAUUUAAAGGAGUAAAAUAAACCCCUUCUUUUUUCUUUUACUUUCUUUGGCUUUUAAAAUAAUUAUUGAUGA